AUGAGGCUGUUUGCAAUUCACCUCGGCUUCCUUGCAGCGCAUGUCCUUCAUGAAGUAUCCGGCGGACCGAAAAAUAGCUGUCUAGGGUACAUAGUGCGAGAUGAUUCGAAUCCCUACUUGGACGCCGCAGCUCCUUUUUUGCUCCCGUCGCUGCUCAGUCCGUCCUCCCCCCAUGCUUGGAGAAGAGGGCUCGUAGAAGUUCCCACCCCCUCUUUGAAUGCAACGGGAGCACUCUUUUCCUUCUCGCUGCUCCCACGCAUUCAAGCGGCUGCAGCCGCCAGCUCCCUCGGCGAGGAAAAAAGAGAGGAGGAAGAAGAGUUGCGUGACGGUUACUUGCCUUCUGCAGGGGAGAGUGAGCAGCAUGCAGAUGCAGAUGAUCCCUCACCGCACGCGCUGAGGGGAGACGGCGAACACCAGCGCGCGAGCAUCAGUAGGACGGAGGCAGAAUCGCAUGCAUUCCCAAACCAAGACACCACUGAACCCACAGAAACGGCGAAGCCUCGUGAUUCAGACGGCGACACAACUCGGUCAGAAUUGCCUGCCAUGACACCCAAACAAAGGGGCCGGCCGGGGGAAAAGUUCAGAGAUGAAUACAAGCCCUCAGACUACACCGUCGAUUCUGUAGACUUACGCUUCCUCCUAGAAGAAACAAACACAAAGGUGUCAGCGACGAUAGUUAUGCAGCGAGUGGCAGGUACUCCCCCUACAGACCUCGUCUUAAAUGGAGACGACUUAGACCUCGCCUCUUUGAUGGUAAACGGAAAGCAAGUGAAACAUAUAGGCGACAGCAAUGCAGUGGCGGAAGGCGAAGCAGGCUAUCGCCUGGGCAGCGACGGCAGUUUGAUCAUAAGUAAAGCAGUUCUUCCCCAGAAAGCAGGAGAACCCUUUACACUGCAGACUGAAGUGUCCAUUCACCCGAAAUCAAACCUAAAACUCAAGGGACUGUACGUCUCGGGGAGUGCCCUGGUGACUCAGUGUGAAGCUGAAGGGUUCAGGAGAAUAACAUAUUUCCUAGACAGACCCGACGUGCUGGCAAAGUACAAAGUUCGCCUGGAAGCAAACAAGGCGAAAUAUCCGGUCCUCCUGAGCAACGGCAACAAGACAGAGGAAGGGCUCGUGCACGGUUCUCCUGAUCGGCACUUUGCAGUGUUCACAGACCCGCAUCCCAAGCCAAGUUAUCUCUUCGCAAUUUUGGCCGGCGAGUUUGCGGCCAUAAGAGACAAAUUUACCACCAAAAGCGGCAACGAAGUUGCGCUGGCGGUGUAUAGCGAACCAGCGCAGCUGCACAAGUUGGAGUGGGCAAUGCACAGCGUGAAGGUGAGCAUGAAGUGGGAGGAAGAACAUUUCGGGAGAGAAUACGAUCUGGACAUCUUCAAUGUUGCAUGCGUUUCCGACUUCAAUGCCGGGGCUAUGGAAAACAAAGGCCUCAAUAUAUUUAACUGCACACUCCUACUCGCAGACAUGCAAACCAGCACAGACGAUGAUUUUGAACGUGUCCUGGCCGUCGUUGGGCACGAGUACUUCCACAACUGGACAGGCAACCGCGUGACAGUCCGUGAUUGGUUUCAGUUGACACUGAAGGAAGGCCUGACAGUGUUUCGGGAGCAGCUGUUUAUGGGCACUGUUAUGUCGGCGGGAGUACAGCGUAUUAAGGAAGUCGCCGAUUUGAUUUCACGGCAAUUUGCAGAAGACGACGGCCCCAUGGCACAUCCGAUCCGCCCUGAGAGCUACAUGGCUAUGGACAAUUUCUACACAGCCACAGUCUACGACAAGGGCGCAGAGGUCGUGCGCAUAUACCACACUUUACUCGGCGCCUCCGGGUUCCGCAAGGGAAUGGAUAUGUACUUUGAACGCCACGAUAAUACGGCAGCGACUUGCGACGACUUUCGGGCUGCCAUGGCGGAUGCGAAUAGAAUCAACCUGGACCAAAUGGACCGCUGGUACAGCCAGGCGGGCACCCCGCGUCUGGAAGUGCUGCGGUCUGAGUACAAAGAAGAUGCCCAUACAUUCGAGAUAAGUUUCAGACAACAUACCCCACCGACUCCUGGCCAAGAGACCAAGCUGCCGCAAGUCAUCCCUAUCAAGAUCGGGCUCAUCGGGAAGGACUCCCACAGAGACCUUCUGCAACCCUCCAUGGUCUUGGAGAUGACAGAAGAGGAGCAGACGUUUCGGGUCAGGGGUGUAGACGAAGACUGCGUGCCAUCCAUACUGCGGGGAUUCUCCGCUCCUGUGCGUUUAAUAAACCGUCGUACAGCUGAAGAAAACGCGUUUCUUCUGGCCUACGACACGGACCCGGUGACCAAGUGGUUCUCCUCCAGGGCGCUGGCAGCUCCAAUCGUUAUUUCUCGCUGUGAGAAGAUCGCCGCAGAUAAAAACGUUCAACAUUUCGCUGGACUUCCCGACGAAUACGUUGAGGCACUGAGAACAGCCCUAACGGACCAGGCGACCGACAGCGCACUGAAAGCCCUCAUUCUGCAGCUUCCUGACUGGAAUGUUCUAGCUGCGGAGAUGAGACCCAUAGACCCCGAAGCGCUCCAUAAGGCCAUAAGAACAGUGAAGGCAGACUUAGCCACUGCUCUGAAGUCUGAAAUGCUUGAGUUGUACAGACAGCUCACCCUCCCCGCGGGUCAGGAAGAAAAGGUGACUGAGGGGGAAGCCGGCAGAAGAAAGCUGAGGAACGCUUUGUUGCACUUCCUCUCGGCGGCGCGUGAUGAAGAGGCAGUUGAAAGGGCCUUCAUGCACUUUACAGAGGCAAAAUGCAUGACAGAUAAAUAUGCGGGCCUCAUCGCCCUCAGUAACAUGCCUACUGAACAACGUGAACACGCCUUCUCGCACUUCUACGACGACGCAGCAGGAGACCCUCUUGUUGUGGACAAGUGGUUCAAAGCUCAGGCGCUCUCAGACCUGCCAGACCAAGUGGAACGCGUUGCCGCUUUGCUGCAGCAUCCCGCUUUUUCGCUGAAGAACCCUAAUAGGCUGCGGUCUUUGGUGUUUGUAUUUGCUGCCUCCAAUCAUGUCCACUUUCACAGAGACGAUGGAAAAGGCUACGAGCUCCUCGCUGAUGUCGUCCUCCAGGUCGAUCGCAUUAACCCCGUGGCUGCAUCGCGGGGGGCGAAGAUAUUUCUCACUUGGAGGCACUACGAUGAGCAGCGGCAGCAUAAGAUUGAGCAGCAGUUGCGACGCAUUCUAGCAGAACCGUCCCUGUCGAAAAAUGUCAAAGAGGUCGUCGUGCUGGCUCUUGACUCUCCCAGUUCACCUUCAGUUCAGUUGGAAUCCUAA
Molecule: messenger RNA, 3279 nt
Organism: Eimeria acervulina
Lineage: Eukaryota; Apicomplexa; Conoidasida; Eucoccidiorida; Eimeriidae
Product: aminopeptidase N, putative
Exons: 13
Coding region: 1-3279 (1092 amino acids)
Biological process (GO): proteolysis
Cellular component (GO): cytoplasm
Molecular function (GO): aminopeptidase activity; zinc ion binding; metallopeptidase activity
Source: RefSeq, a predicted model, not a curated record